AUCCCACCAUCGAAAUUCCGAAAAAAAUUGCAAGAACCCCCCAAGAAUCAACCCGAACCCAAAAAGCAUCAUUCCUGGCAUCAAUCAACCCCCCAGCAAUAAUAAACCCUCUCCUCAUAAAUUGAACAUCCAAUUUUAGAAUUUAAAUGCUCCCCCGAAUUCUGCAAGCUUGACUCGAAAUCAACCCGUCGGAUCCUUCCCCUGUUUCCCUAUACAUUUUCUUUGCUUCCCCUCUGUUUUCUCUCCUCGCCACCCGCCAGCUCUCCUCUCUCUCUCUCUCUCUCGCUCUCUCUUCCCCACCUGCCGGCAAGCCCACCUCCGUCCAGGGGAAGGGACGCUGACCGGCCGGUCGGGGCCCCUCCAUUCCCCGCACAAAUCUGCUCAAGAAUUAGUCAAGAACCGAGCACCUCCCCCCCCCCCCGGGCGGGUUCUCCUCUGUUUUCUUGAUUAUUAUUGUUAUUAUGGUUAUGGCCGUGGGGCAUCACAGGAAGUCUUCCAUCACCGAGAAGCUGUUCGGGGGCUCGUAUUUUGGCGGGAGCAGCAACCACGUCGUCGGGCACCGAAAGUGCUCUGUCGAGUUCGAGGAUGAUGACUUCGAGGAACUCGACGAUGCCUUGGAGCUCACGCAGAUUGGGGCGGAGAGGACCAAGAACGUCCUGAUCUUGAUGAGCGACACGGGAGGGGGCCACCGAGCCUCUGCGGAGGCUAUUCGGGCUGCUUUUCAGCUGGAAUUCGGGGACGAGUACCGGAUAUUUGUGAAAGAUGUGUGGAAGGAAUACACAGGGUGGCCAUUGAAUGACAUGGAGAGGUCCUACAAGUUCAUGGUGAAACAUGUCCAGCUGUGGAAGGUGGCCUUCCACAGCACUUCUCCCAAAUGGAUCCACAGCCUCUACCUCGCCGCCAUCGCCGCCUACUACGCCAAGGAAGUCGAGGCGGGUCUAAUGGAGUACAAGCCCGAUAUAAUCAUAAGUGUCCACCCUUUGAUGCAACACAUUCCCCUGUGGGUCCUGAAAUGGCAGGGGCUUCAGAAGAAAGUGAUCUUCGUGACGGUCAUCACGGAUCUCAACACGUGCCAUCCCACAUGGUUUCACCCGGGGGUCAAUCGGUGCUACUGCCCUUCACAGGAAGUGGCAAAACGAGCCUUAGUGGAUGGCCUUGAAGAGUCACAAGUUCGGGUUUAUGGCCUCCCCAUAAGGCCGUCUUUUGCCCGGGCUGUUCUUUCAAAGGACAAGUUGAGGGAAGAACUCGAAAUGGAUCCUGAUUUGCCCGCUGUUUUACUGAUGGGAGGUGGAGAAGGGAUGGGCCCGGUGAAGAAAACAGCCAAGGCACUCGGAAAUUCACUGUUUGAUGAAGCUCAAGGGAAACCGAUCGGUCAGUUAAUAAUUAUAUGCGGGCGGAACAAGAACCUUGUCUGUACUUUGCAAUCCGAAGAAUGGAAGAUUCCAGUUAAAGUUAGAGGAUUCGAGACCCAGAUGGAGAAAUGGAUGGGAGCUUGUGACUGCUUAAUAACUAAGGCAGGGCCCGGGACGAUCGCCGAGGCACUUAUACGAGGACUUCCAAUCAUCCUGAACGACUACAUUCCAGGACAGGAGAAAGGCAAUGUUCCGUAUGUCGUGGACAACGGGGCAGGCAUUUUCACUCGGAGUCCUAAAGAAACUGCAAGAAUUGUGGCCGAAUGGUUCAGCACAAAGACGGACGAGCUCAAGAGAAUGUCCGAAAAUUCCCUUAAACUAGCUCAACCGGAGGCAGUGUUUGACAUCGUGAAGGACAUCCACGAGCUCGCCCUACAACGGGGGCCACUCGCCAACGUCCCCUACAUAUUGACUUCCUCAUUCACAAGCUUAAUCUGAUGAUAUUCAAUCCGUCAAAGUUCCACUCUUUCACCUGUUCAAGCUUUACGGGGUUUUGGUCUUCUUCGCUAGGAUUUGCGAUGUACAGCUAGGUAUUGGUAUUGCAGUAGCAUCGUCAACAUUCUUUGGCCACAGAUGUUUGCGAAACGAACGAGAAAUUAUUCAAAAUUUCUUCUGCCUUCUUUCACUAUGUUUGGGGAGGGUCGUGAUUCUUUUUUGAAGUUUUCCAUUUUCAUCUUUCAGGUAAGAAUUAAUGUAGAUGUUCUGUAAAAACAAGUGUCUUAUGAUUCCUCAGUUUCAUGGAAAUUAAGUUGCCCCAAAGUCUCUCAAA
Molecule: messenger RNA, 2181 nt
Organism: Punica granatum (pomegranate)
Lineage: Eukaryota; Viridiplantae; Streptophyta; Magnoliopsida; Myrtales; Lythraceae
Source: RefSeq, a predicted model, not a curated record